AUGCCCGGCAAGCGAUUCACAACCCCAGAGCGCCAGCAGAUUGGGGCUGAUGCCCACAUGAUGUCUCCAGCCUCUGUCAUGCGCACCCAUGGUGUCUCAAGGUCACAGAUGUACCAAUUCAAGGCCCGCCACCUCCUCCGGUCUCCCAUGCGCACCAAGCACCCCAACGGUCGCCCUGAGGCCAUUAAAGAAGCAGAUCUCAAGCUACUUGGCUCAAUUUCACGCCACAGCAAACGUGCCACUCUCCAGGAGGUGACAAACAUUUUCUCAAGCCAUACCAAGAGGGUUUCAAAGUCAACUGUGCGGCGCCGGUUAAACGACAUGGGCCGCUUUGCAGCUCUGGCGAAUGAGCUGUGCCACAUGCGAGUGGCGGUCGUGUGUGAUGAGGCCGACAAAUACAGCACCGGCACAGAAGAGGGACAUCUUUGUGCCGGUUCAACCAGCCGAACAGUCGUGACAGAUGCCUCCCCUGCACCUUCAGGGGUUCCGACCUGCAAGAAAUCGCAGAACAAAGUCCCACCCCUUCAAAUCCCGUGCAAUAUCCCGGCAAGUCCAUCGCGCGGCAACAGUAUCACCACGCCCGAGGACAACAAGGUGACGGAGGGGACGGCGGGCUUCCUUGAUGGUAUGGCUCUGGAGGACGGCCAAAAGUGGACCGUCAUCCGCAAGCCGCGGACAACUCUCUUCAAAACCCAUCAGAACGUCUGA
This is a messenger RNA of Cutaneotrichosporon cavernicola, 708 nucleotides long. RefSeq lists its product as uncharacterized. The record is from RefSeq and is a predicted model, not a curated record. NCBI's taxonomy places the organism in Eukaryota, Fungi, Basidiomycota, Tremellomycetes, Trichosporonales, Trichosporonaceae. Bases 1 to 708 code for a protein of 235 amino acids. The transcript is spliced from 2 exons.